GUAUGAGGUACAUAAUAGGGGCAGCUCCUGCAGGCCUGCAGGGACUCAGGGGUGGUCUAAAGCUCCGCCGCCGACCCUCGUCAUACCUAGAGUCUGUACAUAGACGCUGGCUGGACUUACAUGAUAAAGAAGCAUCAACAUCCAUCCCGACUAGCAAACCGGACAGACCACCGACCACCCCUCACCCCUUACCCCUCAUCACAUAACUUCUGCACGCCAUGAGGUAAAAUCAAGGCAAAGAAGAAAAAAAAAAUAUGGAGUCAAUCGACCCGGCUACUGGCCGAACGCUGCCACCCGAUGCCAUCCAGAGAGUGCUGUUCGUAGCGAGCCCCGUGCAUGUCUACAACAUCCCGCCCAUGACGCCCGGGAAGGGACAUGUCGCGGCGACCUGGACGGGAGAGGGCAGCAAUGACCGACAGAUCUUCACGGCGCGCAUGCGCGUCAUCGAGACUGCUAUUCCCGUGCCCGGCAACAACACCGACGGCGACGGCGACGGCGAUGGUGACGGCGACGAGCAGGUGAAGACGGAUAUCAUCCUCGAGGACGCCAGCACGGGCCAGCUAUUUGCCGCGGCACCGUACACGGCCGCCGCCGUCGUCGAGCCCGUCUCCGACAGCUCGCGGUUCUUCGCGCUGCGCGUGCAGGACGACGCCGGCCGCAAGGCCAGUCUCGGCAUCGGCUUCGAGGAGCGCAGCGAGGCCUUCGACUUCGGCGUGUCCUUGCAGGAGGCCCAGAAGACGCUCGGCUGGAGCAGCCAGGCCGGGGGCCCGGCCGGGAAGAAGCCGGCCGUCGAGCGGAAAGACAGCGCCGAGAAGCGCGAUCUCAGCCUGAAAGAAGGCGAGACGAUUACGGUCAACUUACCCGGAAGAUUCGGCAGACGGAAGCCAGAGCCGCCCCCUCAGGGCUCGGGCAGUGAGGGUCUAUCGUCGUUCUCGUUACCUCCGCCGCCGUCUUCGGCAUCACCUGCUUCGGCGCCUCGCGGUUCGGGAAUACUUCCGCCCCCACCAACUUCGCACAGCAGCACGCGCGCAAAGCGAUUGUCGGCGCAGGAUUUAGGGUUUGACAACGGCAAGUUUGGAGAAUUUGCAUGAAGCACUGGACUUGGGUAGCUUGAACGAAAGUUUAUUACUGGAUAGCUUACGACGGGGGGGGGGAUACACUAUCGGUGAUAGUCUUACUCUCGGGACGAAGU
Daldinia decipiens is the source of this 1192-nucleotide messenger RNA. Its product is annotated as DUF1681-domain-containing protein. Gene Ontology annotation, biological process: endocytosis. The transcript has 2 exons. Lineage: Eukaryota; Fungi; Ascomycota; Sordariomycetes; Xylariales; Hypoxylaceae. Gene Ontology annotation, cellular component: clathrin vesicle coat; membrane. Bases 255 to 1091 code for a protein of 278 amino acids. The record is from RefSeq and is a predicted model, not a curated record.